Molecule: messenger RNA, 618 nt
Organism: Camellia sinensis
Lineage: Eukaryota; Viridiplantae; Streptophyta; Magnoliopsida; Ericales; Theaceae
Source: RefSeq, a predicted model, not a curated record
UGUCUUCCCUCCUCACCUUCUCUCUAUAAAAACCUAGCCAUUUCAAACAACCAUUAAUUCAAUCCAAAAAAAAAAAAACCAUAACCAAAUUGUAGAAAAAUUGAAUACCCAUCUCUUGAAAUGGAAAAGGAAGGGCUUGGACUAGAGAUCACAGAGCUCAGACUCGGUCUUCCGGCCGGUAACCCUAGUUUUUCAAAUAAGAAAAAUGAGAAGAAGAGGGUGUUUUCGGAGAUGUCCGGUGAUCGAAAGAGUUCUACUGGAGAAAACAAGAUGCAGAGAGAGAAUCAGGUUGUUGGGUGGCCACCGGUGUGUUCAUACCGGAGAAAGAACAGUUUUAAUGGCAUUGAAAUGACGAAAAUGUAUGUGAAAGUUAGCAUGGAUGGAGCUCCUUUUCUUCGAAAAAUCAAUUUGAGUUAUCAUAAUGGGUAUAGUGAUCUUGCAAUGGCUCUUGAGAAGCUCUUCGGUUGUUUUGGCAUAGUGGAGGCGUUGAGGAAUGCUGACAACUGUGAAUUCAUCACCAUCAAUGAAGACAAAGAUGGAGAUUGGAUGCUUGUCGGAGAUGUUCCAUGGGAGUAUCUCUCUCUCUCUCUCUCUCUCACUCUCUCUCUCUCUGUCUAA